AUGGCCUCUGGGGGUGAGCCACAGCCCAGAGAGGCAGCCUCAGGACCCGAGCCGCAGAGCAUCACCGGACUGGGCCCCGGCAGUGAACUGAAAGGGCAGAGUCCAUCCGUCCAGUGGAACAGACAAAACACCCACUUGGCAAAAUAUUUAAUUCAGUCCACACCAACGACAGCAACAGAUCCACCUCCAGCCUGUCUUCCCGCCGUGUCCCUGACCCAUAGCAAAGUCAGACCCUCUCGCCACCUUCUCUUCCACCUUCUUCUGACUAUUCCUUGGCUUUCUAACUUUCCUCGGCGGGGGGACAGGGUUUCUCCUGUCUGUCCAGUUUGA
This is a messenger RNA of Rangifer tarandus platyrhynchus (Svalbard reindeer), 330 nucleotides long. The record is from the annotation of a GenBank genome assembly. Lineage: Eukaryota; Metazoa; Chordata; Mammalia; Artiodactyla; Cervidae.